AUGCUUUAGACCAUUGAAAUAGUAGAGAAUUUUGAUGAUUUGAAUACUAAUUAAAAAUAUUAAUUGAAAGUUCCUUUAUACAGGAAUGAUAAGCAAUAUAUCAACGACUUAGAGAAUAAUGUUAAUUAUUUUAUGAAUCAGAUUGGUAAAAAUAAUUAUAUUACUCAAGACUAAAUGGAAGUCGUAAUGCCUCGCUAUCAAGGAAGAGAAAAAAAAAGGAGAGUCAAUAGGGCUAGAAUGCAGGAAGAAAAAAUUAAAAGAGAAAUUCAAAAGUUAAGACAAGAAGAAAAAAUAUUUGGAAAAGCUGAAUUUUAAUUUGCAAAUGAAAUUGCAUCAGACAAUAAAAAAAACACUUCUUUUCUUCCUCCUUUCUAGUAGUACAGCUCAUCUUAAAUGCCACCUACUGAAUUUUUGAAAUAUAUUUCAACUGAAGAAUAUAAAGAUUACAAAUAUUAGUAUAAACCUUAUAUUCCUUCAAGAUAUGAAUAAAGUAUAAUGGAAAGAUAAAUAGGCUCAUUAAGUCCCUCCAAAAAAGACUUAGUCCUUCCAUAAAAUAUACUUAGAGGGUCUCAAAGCUCUAAGAGUGUUUAUGAUAGAAAUAUGCUGAAUACUUCUCCUAAUUAGGAAAGUCUCCUACUAGAGAAAUCGUAGGCAUAUUUGCUUGAGCAAUCUAAAAUGCAGAGUAAGUGGCACAGUGCCUUCAAAAAUAUAGAUUCUUAUGAUAAAAGGAGCAAAAUACUUUCUUCUGAUAAUCUCUAGAAGCAAUACAAGCAAUCUAAUGCUAUAAUCCUAGGGAAAAUUAAAAACUUAGAACCAUCAGAAGAUGAAGUAUUAGUGUCAAACAACAAUCUUUAAAUUAAUGAAUUGCUAAAUAAUCUAAAAUUAAAAAAUGUUCCUUUGUCUGUUAAAACACCAGAUAAUUACAUAUUCCAAGAAUUUAUGCAGCUCUCUAAACAGUCUUUAGAUAUAAUUUUAUAUCAAAACGAAUACGUAAACCCAAAUAAACAAGCUUCACUAAAAGAAGAAAGCAAAAAGCUAAAUAUUAAGUUACACAAAAUGAAAAAAGAAAAUGAUAAAUUCAUUUUAUUCAAAAUACUAAAGAGUCACUUUUAGCCAAUUUUAGAUAAAAAUAAACCUUCAAUAAUGAAUAGAGUGUUUUUAGCUUUAGACAUCAACCCUUACGAGGAAUUUUCCAAAAUUAAAUGGGAAUAAUAUCAUUUAUUUAACAAAAUUGUAAUAGAUUAAAGUGCUUCUGUCAUAGAUACAAUAAAUUUUAUUGUGAAGUUUUUUGGCAUACAUGAGAGUAAAUACAUGAGAAAAAUUGAGUUUUUAGCUAUUUUAAGACUUAUUUGCAAUAAAUUUGAUGACUUCCUUAAAUCAAAAGGAAGAACAACUAUUUUUGAGCUUCUUGAAUAAAAUUUAACUGUACUAAACUUAUUAAGAUAUGAUUCUGAAUAUUUAAGUAUAAAUGAAUUUAGGGCCUUACUGCUUUCACAUAGAAUUAACUACUAAACUUUAUUGUAACUUAUUGUUUUGACUCUAUGA
Messenger RNA from Tetrahymena thermophila SB210, 1545 nucleotides. Its product is annotated as phospholipase/carboxylesterase family protein. Lineage: Eukaryota; Ciliophora; Oligohymenophorea; Hymenostomatida; Tetrahymenidae. The record is from RefSeq and is a predicted model, not a curated record. The transcript is spliced from 5 exons.